AUGAGUCGGCUAUCCCCAACCCUCCCUCCCGUAAUUUCCCCUUCGAUCCAGCUUCCCCUUGCCCCACCGGUAGCCACCCCCUCGUGCCAUUUUCCCUUCGCGCCCUCGGCCGGCGACCUGCGCGGUCUUUCUGCCCCAGCCCGAGCCCCGUGCGGCCUAUGGUUUCCCUUCGUCUCCCCGGUGGCUGGCACCCCCAAUUCCCCGCGCGUGCUGUCUCGCUCCCUCCUUCCCGCCUUUCGCUUGCCCGUCCUUCGGCGGUAUACGGAUGCGCUCCGCCCCGUGGUACGCGUGUCCAGCCGCCACCUGGCAACCGAAUGCCUCGUAACACUGCUUGAGACACACAGCAAUCUCACAAAACUGGGCUUCGUCUCGUUGAAAAAUUACGGAAGAUGGUUGGUGUGGCAUUGAAAUUGAAUUUUUUCAUUCUUUUGAGAUUGACCGGUGUUUUGAGUAAUCCCACGACCUCAAAUUGACCAAGCAAAGUCCCAGGGCACACAUCAGUGCAGAUUGCAGCACAAGCAGUUGAGGACACCAAGUACAGCUUUUCGGCUCCAGCUUCAAGUACGUCUUGCCGCCACAAUUUUCGAUUUCCUGCUUUAGGACGUGCACAGCAGUCAGAAAACAGUCAUAGAGGCUUCGUGAGACUGGAGUCUUGAAGCAUUCAAGCGUCACCCUAGAAAGGCUGCACUCCAGAAUACAUUUUGCUUGCUUUGCAUCAUUCUCACCUCCAAUCAAUCGUUUUGGGAAUAGGCCAGGCUGGUCGCAUUAGAAGAAUCCCUCCGUGUGUAAUCAUGGCUUCUCAGAAGACAGCGUUUGAAGUCUCGAGCCCAUUGGCGAGACCCAUGAAUUCACGCAUUUCUGUGCAACUCCAAGAGAGCCCGUGCCAAGCACUUCAGAGUCGCAGGACACAGAAGGUCGCAAGGCAGAAUAUCGAUGCAAAUGGAAGUGGACAAAAGCAGUAAGCAACGAGAUAACUCCAAACCCCGGCAGACUCAUAUUUCCCCGGAAUUGGCAAAUCAAGCCAUUAAUGAUGCUAUUACAUACUCAGGUGGGGACGUUGUGGUUAUGGCUAGAACCUGUGCAAGUGGAUUUUGUGAUGCAUUACAACAAUGCUAUGGUUCAGAAGAAAUAUCAGAUGUGUUUACUGCUUGCGGCUCAGGUUUAAACGGCUUAAUUGGAUUGCAAGUCGCUGUAGAGCUGCAGAAGAGAGGUUAUGCACCAGCGGUCUAUGCUGCAGAGCAAUCUAAGCAUGCUAAUUUCCGAUAUGUCUGCGAUGAAGCCGGAAUCGACUUGCACGACUUCAUUCCCAGCACGCUAGAGUUUUAUUAUGACAUCGUUGUAGAUGCCUUGCUUGGAACUGGCUUUGAUGGGGGGGACAUUCGACAACAGUACUGGACUGUUUACGAGAUGCUAAUCUCAACUCGGCUUGCGAUUGUGAGCCUUGAUGUACCAUCUGGCUGGGAUCUUUCGACGGGUCCAAGAAAAAUUGAUGUGACAGCAGAUUCGUUUAUCAAACCCGAAGUGCUAGUGUCUUUAGAAGCACCAAAGCUUGGA
This is a messenger RNA of Chondrus crispus (carragheen), 1554 nucleotides long. RefSeq lists its product as hypothetical. NCBI's taxonomy places the organism in Eukaryota, Rhodophyta, Florideophyceae, Gigartinales, Gigartinaceae. The record is from RefSeq and is a predicted model, not a curated record. The transcript has 2 exons. The coding region runs from base 1 to 408 and encodes 135 amino acids.